AUGCUGUAUGUGCUGAUAGAGGCAGAGAGGGCCCAGAUCAAGAAACAGCAGAAAGAGGAUGAAGUGAUAAACCUGAAGUCUAGAAUUAGCUCAGAAAACAGAGGAGGCUGGAGGACUAAGGGAUCUGGCAUAGAUGUACUUGGGCAACACCUCACCAAGGAACCUAUUGCUUCCCUCUCCCAACCCCUGAUACAAGAUUCAGAAUGGUUCACGCUGAAUCCACAGGAGAAAUUGGCCUGGGCUAAAGCAUCUAAAGAUCCUAGGAUUGCUGCAGGUCAACAGUCCCCACUGGAGAAAAAGAUCUUGAAUCUAGGUGGUGUGCAUACAACAGCAGCAAGACAACUGAUAAAUCAAAAAUAUCAAGAGGAGUAUGAAACACUCUGUAAAGAGCAGGCUCUUUCUCUUGACUACUGGCUUGCCAAAGCAGAGUCUUAUUACAAUAAAAGAAUAGUGGAAAUGAUGAAAGAAGAGGAGACAGGCAAUGAAAUCAAGAAGAAAAUGGAGGGGAAAACAACCCAAAGCAUACAGGGACAAAAACAGUACUAUUUGCUACCCAAGAGAGAGAUGAAACACAUAGAAAGGCACAUACAUCAAACAGGCCAGGCCAGAGAAUUUAAGAACAAAACAUUUAGACAGAUACUACAACCCCCCACUGAAACAACAUCACCAAAAAUUAGGCCAGAAGACCCAGGCAUCCAGAAUGCACAGAGAAGAAAGCAGGGUUGCUGACGUCACUCCCCUUGUCUCAAGC
Cynocephalus volans (Philippine flying lemur) is the source of this 751-nucleotide messenger RNA. RefSeq lists its product as uncharacterized. Lineage: Eukaryota; Metazoa; Chordata; Mammalia; Dermoptera; Cynocephalidae. The record is from RefSeq and is a predicted model, not a curated record. The transcript is spliced from 4 exons. The coding region runs from base 1 to 729 and encodes 242 amino acids.